This is a messenger RNA of Phytomonas sp. EM1, 580 nucleotides long. The record is from the annotation of a GenBank genome assembly. Lineage: Eukaryota; Euglenozoa; Kinetoplastea; Trypanosomatida; Trypanosomatidae.
GUGAUCUAGUGGCUGUGUCACCUAUAUUUUUUAUGAUUACCCCUCUAUGAGUCAUAUGGAUCCAACAUUAGCAAUUUCAUCGCCAUUCUACAACGAAAACAGGGCGGUUAAUGGCGUCCUGGAUAAUGUGAUUGCCCAAAUUGCAGGUGCGGGAGCUGAUGAAACCAGUGGCCCCGGUGUUGUUGCUCAUGAUGAGGAGUAUUUAUCUCUGCGUGCUGCAUCAGCACACAGUAGUCAUCUCUGCAGCUUUUGUAGCACUCGCUCCACCACAGCUUAUCUACCGAAGGAUGGAAUUUAUCGCUGUGCUGAUUGCGUAGCUGAACAGCGUACCGUAAGCCAUCCUCGUCGCUUUCCUGUAGGCACCUUUAGGUGCUGCCCCACUUCGCAAAGAGAAGGCGACAGUGGGGUCGUGCGUUGUGCCAUGUGUCAAAGUUGGUAUCAUUUGGACUGCGUUAGCAUACACGAUAAAGAGUUACAGAACUAUGUGAGGUUAUCAACGACACGAUGGUACUGUCCUGAAACGAUCUGCUGUAAGAAAGCCUUCAAAAAGGGGCUGAAAAAGCAACAAAGUGAUAAAUAA